Molecule: messenger RNA, 1788 nt
Organism: Asparagus officinalis (garden asparagus)
Lineage: Eukaryota; Viridiplantae; Streptophyta; Magnoliopsida; Asparagales; Asparagaceae
Cellular component (GO): cytoplasm
Source: RefSeq, a predicted model, not a curated record
AUAAACCCUGAACCUCUCACCCAACAAAUUUACAGAUAAGGCCAUUUUCUCCCCAUGGCGACAAUUUCCACGGAUCUCGUGUUGACCUUCUUCAGCCUUGCGAAGCACCACCGAGGCCUCCGAUUCCUGCCGUCUCCUUCCCUCUCCUUCCGUUCAACGAAGCGCGCCUCUCCCCUGCACGCGCGCUCUCUCGCCGUUGGAUCUUUAUCGCCUCCGAUCGCCGGCGCCACGUGGCGGUCGAAGCGUCGUUCUCCGCGCGCUUCGGCGGCGGCUCCGACGACCGAUGAGGGAUCGGAUGUGACGACGAAGAUACCGCCCGAUAAUCGCAUCUGCGACUAUAUUACUGGAUUUCUCGGUUCCGGCAAGACAACUUUGUUGAAUCACAUCUUGACUGCUGACCAUGGAAAGCGCAUAGCAGUUAUUGAGAAUGAGUUUGGUGAAGUUGAUAUUGAUGGUUCUUUGGUUGCUUCAAAAACUGCGGUAGCUGAAGAUAUAGUUAUGCUUAAUAAUGGCUGUCUUUGCUGCACCGUGAGAGGUGACCUUGUUCGCAUGAUCGCUGAAUUGGUUGACAAGAAAAAGGGAAAAUUUGAUCACAUUGUAAUUGAAACUACAGGCUUAGCAAAUCCAGCACCUAUUAUUGAAACAUUUUAUGCAGAAGAUAAGAUUUUCAAUGAUGUCAAGCUGGAUGGUGUUGUGACUUUAGUUGAUGCCAAGCAUGCACGCUUCCACCUUGAUGAGGAAAAGCCGAAAGGAGUAGUGAAUGAGGCAGUUGAGCAGAUUGCAUAUGCAGAUAGAAUUAUAGUGAACAAGGUUGACCUCGUUGGUGAUUCGGACAUUUCUACUUUGGUCCAACGAAUAAAGAAUAUCAAUAGCAUGGCGCAUUUGAAGAAGACUGAGUAUGGAAAAGUUGAUUUGGAUUAUGUACUUGGAAUCGGAGGCUUUGACUUAGAGAGGAUAGAGAGUGUUGUCAAUCAUAAAGAUUCAAAAGACGACCACUCAGAGCAUGAUCAUGAUCAUGACCUCAGUCAUCACCAUGAUCAUCAUAAUCACAGUGAACAUGAUCAUACUCAUGGUGCGAAUGCAGGUACGCGUACUGGUACGCGUAUGGGUACGAGACGCAACAAAUUUGUAAAAGAUCAUCAUGCUCAUGAUCAUACCCAUGAUCCUGGUGUCUCUUCUGUAAGCAUUGUAUGCGAAGGAAGCUUGGACCUGGAAAAGGCUAACAUGUGGUUAGGUACGUUAUUGAUGGAGCGUAGUGAUGAUAUUUAUCGAAUGAAGGGCCUCCUCUCUGUUGACGGUAUGGAUGAGAGAUUCGUAUUUCAGGGAGUUCAUGACAUCUUCCAAGGUUCACCUGAUAGAUUAUGGGGCCCAGAAGAACCUAGGAUCAACAAAGUUGUUUUUAUUGGUAAGAACCUUGAUGCUCAAGAAUUGGAGAAGGGAUUUAAAACUUGCUUGUUGCCGCAGUGACUCUAAAAAAAAAGGCCUUCAAUUCUUGUUGAGGUAAUGGAUUGCUCCUUGAUAUAGAUAAGAGUUUUCUGGUGAUAGGAGCCUUAAUUUUAUUUUAUCACUAUUUAAAGGGAUUACAACAAAGUCUACAUGGACUUGGCCCCUGAAUCUUUUGAACUAGAGAUUCUCGCUUUAUAGGAUAGGGAAGAGUAUUUUUGAUCCGUGUAGAGUUUUUAAGAUUAUUUUUGAAAACUGUAUUCCAAAUUUACUAUGUACUGAAAUAAGUAAAUGUCUUUAAGCGCAUGCAUGUUUGUGAAUGCAUUUUUUCUUUUCUUUUUCUCU